Molecule: messenger RNA, 1814 nt
Organism: Pygocentrus nattereri (red-bellied piranha)
Lineage: Eukaryota; Metazoa; Chordata; Actinopteri; Characiformes; Serrasalmidae
Gene: vapal
Product: VAMP (vesicle-associated membrane protein)-associated protein A, like
Exons: 6
Coding region: 91-831 (246 amino acids)
Biological process (GO): neuron projection development
Cellular component (GO): plasma membrane; endoplasmic reticulum membrane
Molecular function (GO): FFAT motif binding
Source: RefSeq, a predicted model, not a curated record
CAUCGUGAACGCGCCCUGGCAGCGGCGUGUGGCCGUGUGCGCGCGCCCCCGACCAGGUUUGGAUCUGUCCGCUGAUCCAGUGCAGCAAACAUGUCCAAGCUGGAGCAGAUCCUCAUCCUCGACCCUCCGACCGACCUCAAAUUCAGAGGUCCCUUCACAGACGUAGUCUGUGCGAACCUGAAGCUGUCAAACCCGUCAGACAGGAAAGUAUGUUUCAAAGUGAAGACCACAGCACCCCGCAGGUACUGUGUACGGCCCAACAGUGGUGCUAUCGACCCAGGCGCCUCCCUCAAUAUCUCAGUUAUGCUACAGCCGUUUGACUAUGACCCCAAUGAGAAAAGUAAACACAAAUUCAUGGUGCAGACCAUCUUUGCACCAGCCACCAUCACAGACACAGAGACCAUGUGGAAAGAUGCGAAACCCGAUGAGCUCAUGGAUUCCAAACUCAGAUGCGUGUUUGAGCUGCCUUCUGAAAACGAUAAAAUGAAUGACGUGGACACAGUCAGCAAGGCUGUGCCUGUGCUCAACUCCUCCAAGGUGGAUGGGCCAGUAGCAGCAAAGCCAACCAGUACUGCCCUGGACGACACAGAGAUGAAGAAGGUUCUGGAAGAGUGCAAGAGGCUGCAGACAGAAGUGGGCAAGCUGCAGGAGGAGAACAGGCAGCUGAAGGACGAUGGCUUGAGAUUGAGGAAGGCUCAGCAGCCCGAGCACAUAGCCUCCAACUCCAGCUCUCUGAUUGGCCGAGAGGUGACCACCAGCUCCUUGCCCUCCCUCCUGGUCGUCAUAGCAGCCAUCUUCAUCGGAUUCUUCCUCGGCAAGUUCAUCCUGUAAAUGGACCGGGGUGGGGGGAUGUCUUAACAUGUCUGCCUGCCUGUCAACCGGUUCCAGAGAGAAAAAGAAAGAGAGAGAGAUCACACGACCUGAAUGAAAGGAGGAUGUCUUUCUGUUGACUUUGCCAUAUCAUUGGUAGUUGGGCCAGCGGCAGCACGCACAUCUUCGUGGCAUCAUAGCGUGGGCCUCACCUUCUUCAGCCACACACACGGUUAGUCCAACACGAGAGAGAGAGAGACAGAGAGACAGAGGGGGAGAGAAGAAACUUUGGGGAGCAUAGGACAGGUUCUCUUCUCUCUCUCUCUUUUUUUUUGUACCUUUUCUUUGUGCGAUGGACAGAAGGACAGAUUUAUUACACAGCAGUGGCUUAAGAUCGCAAGAGUAGUUAAACCGUGAGAGAGUGAUUCACCAUCACACGAGAGAAGGCACAUCUGAGACAUUUGACUAUAAAUGUGUAUUGUAAACAUAUUUGAUCGCCCCUCCCCCCCACUCACUCUCUCUUUCUCGUUUUAUUAAGAGUUCAGUGGAAUGUUAGGUGUCUUGUAAAUGUAAUUUUAAUCCUUUUUAAGAAAAGGAAAAUGAAACUUCCAUCAAAACAAACAGAAAAAUAUAAACCUUGUGACCCUUUUUGUUGGGUGGCCUCGGAGGAAGAAAAAAAAAACAGCAGAUAUUUCUACCCCUUGCUGCCUCUCCAUGUCACCAGUUGGGCUGGGAACAAAGAUGCCUCCUUUUGUACAUUUUAUCUUUUUUUUUUUUUCCUGUCCCUAACGAUACCAAUGGAGACUUUUAUUACUGUUAUCUAUUAUUAUUAUUAUUAUUAUUAUUAUUAUUAAUAUUAUUGUUCUUUUUUUCCUCAAUACAAAGCAUUUAUCCCUACUUGAGGCAAAUGUUGACUGAAGUUCGAGAGUCUACACUUCUCCUGUCCUGUCCCAUGCUAUUCGACAUUGUAGAAAUAAAUAAAAGUGGAAAAAAGUCAAUUUGUA